This is a messenger RNA of Haliotis rubra (blacklip abalone), 3035 nucleotides long. Its product is annotated as membrane progestin receptor gamma-like. Gene Ontology annotation, molecular function: signaling receptor activity. Lineage: Eukaryota; Metazoa; Mollusca; Gastropoda; Lepetellida; Haliotidae. The transcript is spliced from 2 exons. Gene Ontology annotation, cellular component: membrane. Bases 250 to 1275 code for a protein of 341 amino acids. The record is from RefSeq and is a predicted model, not a curated record.
ACACGAGUCACCUGCCUUGGAAACUGCCUUGACAAACAGGAAAGAGCCACCCAGCCGAGAAAUGUGACCCCAAUAGCCCCUGAUCUUCGAGGGUGGUGCUGGGGUGGAUCAUGGACCACAGAAUUGGGUGUUCUCGGUUCGGAGCAUGAGAGCUGGCGACGGAUUGCAAGCUAGACGGCUAACAAGUUCAUGUGUGUCUUACAGGUGACACACGUGUUUUGCAAAUGAGGAAGUAAAAAGUAAAAAAAUAUGGUUUACUCAGUUCACGAAGCCAAAUUCCACAAGUCAAACGCCAUGACAACCUCGAAUCAAGGACUUAGCGGCCAGCUCUACCAGGUGGAACAAGUCCCAGAACAUUUCCAUGAACUCUUCAUUCUUCGAGGGUACCGACAUCCCAAAAGUUCAGCCAAACAAUGCAUCCUAAGCCUGUUUGACGCUACAAACGAAACUCUGAAUUUCUGGACCCAUUUCCUGCCCUCCUGGUACUUCUUGUAUGUAAUGAAGGGCCUAGCCGAGACGUUGGACUUCCGCCAUGACAGCUACACGUGGCCACUGCUUGCCUAUAUGUUCGCCUGCUGUAUUUUUCCUCUUGCAAGUGCUGUUGCCCACACGUUCAACACGAUGUCAGAUAAUGCUCGACACAUAUGUUUCUUCCUGGACUAUUCUGCGUUAAGUUUGUUUAGUUUCGGCGUCGCCCUUGCCUACCGUGCCUAUGUCUUCCCCGCCAGUCUCAGGAAUACCUGGUAUGCCGAUUUCUACAUCAUUGGUGCAGCAGCCAAUGCACUUAUUUGUACCAUUGCCGCCUGCGAGACACGGUUUAUGAAGUCCGGUAUUUCACGGAAGUUUUUACGACUUGGAGCUUUUGCCCUGCCAUAUUUUUAUGAUAGCAUUCCCAUCGCGAUAAGAUUUUCUACCUGCACACCAGAAGAAUGCGAAUUAAGUGCAAAUUAUCUCCACUUCCGUCAGUUUGUUUUUGCAUUUUUGGCAGCAUUCUUGUAUUCUACACAUCUGCCUGAGCGUUUACACCCGGGCAAAUUUGACAUUAUUGGCCAUUCUCAUCAGCUGUUUCAUGUAAGCUCAAUCAUGGCAACUUUCGACCAAUUGCAAGCCGUGUUACAAGACAUGCAGGAGCGAAAGCAUAUGCUCUUAUCAGAAUGGGAAUUUUCUGCAGUGCGGGAUAGUAUCGGCUUAAUGGCAGGACUUGUUUUGAUAAACACUUUUAUUAUUCUAUUAUUUUCUCUGAGACUUUUGCGCAGAGCUAAAAAAGUUGUGUAAAGUGUGGAUAGUUUUGGAAAUAUUUUCAUAUGACAGGACCAGGUUGAAGGGGAACCCUCACUACCAGUUUGUUUGGUGUUUUCUCUUUCCACGAUGUGAGCAUGGUUAUUGGUGUUAUUUUGCACGUUUAUUGUCGAUUGUUGUUGAAUAUGUGAGUUUGAUAUACCAACGUGCAGUGCCUUUGUCAACUGGUAGACGGGUUUCCCUUUUAUCAAAAAUGUUUUAAAUAUUUUUUGAAUAUCCUUAGCAGCUUUCUGUGAUAACAGCCAUUGCUGAGAAGCUUGCUUUGUUGUACUCAUUGUUAUUUUGUGCCAUGUUUCAUAUUAGAAGCAAUAAUAAUAUAUAGUGUUUGAAAAUUAGGUGGUCAGUCGAUGACAUUAAUGUUAUGAAACGGACCCUGAACAGGUGGACUUUCAUGCUUAAUUUCAAACACUGCUUAUCAAAAGAUUAUAUUCAAAGGGGCCAUGUCAAAUGUUUGCACUAUUUUUUUCUAAGGUUCAUUUAUUUUCUACUAAUAAAACUGCCUGAUAUAAUUACAAUAUUCAGUGACAAUUUCAUAUGUUGUCAGAUAAGACAUAUCCUACAUUAGAUUUCUAUUUCCUUGAUGAAAUAUUUUGAAAUGAGUAUUGAAACUGUUGUCAACACAAAUCAAAAUGUUACUAUCAAAAGGAUGGAUAAUCAUCUACGUCACAGCCCGUUGUGUCCACCACUCACUAUUGUUUUGUUUCUAGCUUCUGCUGCCAAAAACGUCUUUUGAGAUAAGUCAAACAUAAAAAAUAUAUUCAUUUUCGCAUCACUUGAAGAUCUCUUUAUGAUAUUGUAUUGUUGUUUCUUUAUUGUAUUAGUUUUGUUAUCUUAGUUUUAUUCAGCUUGUUUUCAUGAACAGUUAUAACUUCUGAAACUUGAAAUACCAUGACUUGUUGUAAUCUCUUAUUAUAAUAAAACUUUCUAUAAAUUGAAAUUAUGAUAUGGCCACUUUGGCAGCCAUUUUGAAAAAAGUAAACUUAUACCAAUUAGUUGAUUUCUCAAAGGAUGGUUUUUUUCUCAAGUCAUUUGAAUAUUGUUAAAAUUCAUUUUCUUACAAAGUUAAUUUUCCAUAAAGUGAGCAAUGGCGCCAGUAUUUAGAUUUAUAUUUUGAUAGUCUCAACAUCGUUCAUACAUAUUGAUGUAUCACACUAGUCAGGUUUUGAUCAAUCUCAGAAUUAGAUACAUCAAAAUGUCAAAAGAGAUAUUAUCGAAGUGUUAUUUAGUUUAUAUGAGUAUUUGACGUAACAUGCCAUCCGUUUGAUAUUGUUUUCACUUACACAUACAGGGUGGGGUGGGGUGGGGGGGUGUUAUAUACAUGUAUUCAGUAGAAGGUUGUGCAACAGCAGUUACUUUCACCACAGGUAUGCUGAGGUAGGUGUUUGGUAUAUUUCUUUGCUGAGGUUGGCGUCCAGGUUUUUAAUUUGACUGCAAGCCAUGAUUUUAUAGUUGCAACUAAACAAACAUUAUGGACGCUAGGUAUUAUUUUGCAUUGACUUCCUCAAAAUUGCCCCUGUGUGGCGUAUUAGUACGUCAUGAGAAGGUCCAAGGUGAAGGUCACAAGAUUGAUAUUUUGAAAAGAUUGCUGUUGAAUUUCUCAGCACUUGCUGUACAUGGUAUAUAGUUUGAAUGUAGUGUGUUGUUUUAUUAACUGCUCUUCAGCUAUUGAUAUUGUUUUGUUAAGUUUGAAGCACAUAGUAUGUGAAGACCUUCAGAGAUCCAGGUGAAAUGCCAGU